Meloidogyne enterolobii is the source of this 886-nucleotide messenger RNA. The record is from the annotation of a GenBank genome assembly. NCBI's taxonomy places the organism in Eukaryota, Metazoa, Nematoda, Chromadorea, Rhabditida, Meloidogynidae.
AUGCCAAAAAACAAAGGAAAGGGAGGAAAAAAGCGAAGACGAGGGAAGAAUGAAAAUGACAUUUUGAAGAGAGAAUUGGUUGAAAAAGAUGGAGAAAAUCAAGCCUAUGCACAAGUGCAGAAAAUGCUUGGGAAUGGUCGUUUGACAGCUUUUUGUUUUGAUGGAAAACAGCGACUUUGUCAUAUUCGAGGAAAAUUGAGGAAGAAAGUUUGGAUAACGCCUGGCGAUAUUAUUCUCGUUGGACUUAGAGAUUAUCAAGAUGAAAAGGCAGACGUAAUUCUAAAAUACACACCGGAUGAGGCUCGUAUUCUCAAAAAUGCUGGUCAGUUGCCUGAAAGUACAAAAUUAAAUGAAGGCGAAGAGGAAGAUGCUGGAGGGGUUGAAUUUAUUGAUUCUGGCGAGCAUUACAGCGAGGACGAAGUUGCUGCUCAAGACAGAAAUUUCUCUCUUAGUGAAAGUAGUGAAGAAGAGUCAGAUGAAGACGAGGAGGAGGAGGAAGAAGAGACAAAUAUUAAAAGUAAAGGAAAGGUUAAAUAAAUUUAAAAAUUGAGGAAAAUUAUUUUGGGAUUUAAAAUUAUAUUAUGGUACCUAUCGGUUAUACGCCCACAAACAGAGUGUUAUCCGAUAUUGAUUAAUACUGGACUUCAAUAUUGGAUCAAAUAACUGGACUUAUUUUGUUAUAACUUUUAAAUGCGUGAUCAGACUUGAUUAUUCCUAUAGAAAAAAGGUUCCGCUUAUCGAGGGCUUCAGGCUCAAAAAAGUUAUAGCCGAUCAAUAUCGGAUGGCACUCUUUUGUGGGCACAUAACCGUUAAGUACCUAUAUUAUAUUCUUUUAAUUUCGUUGUAUUUAAAAAAAGUAAAUAAAGGUUUGUUGAAAUGUUUAUUU